AUGCUUAAUGUCACUUUGUUUUUGUUACUGGUGUUCUGUGUUCAAUCCAUCAGACCGAUGGCACAGCCAAAUGUUACUUUGAUUGCAGAUUUGGAUGUACUUAAAGAUGAUUCGACUAUCAAAGUCAAAGUGAUAAACCUAUGGAACCUUUUUUCAUUCUAUAACAAUGACGAACUUUUCUCCAUUGAGUUAAUCUUAAUAGAUGAGCAGGGUACUAAGAUCCAAGCAAAUGUAACAAGAAAAAACAUCUAUCAUUUCAAAAACAUUCUAAAAGAUGGAUUGACAUUUUACAUAAAAUGUCCAAGCUUUGCAUCUCAAAGGAUGGGUGGUUUUACUUUAACUCGGCAAGAUCAUAAGCUUAGUUUUGUCCAUGAAACUGUUGUUACGGAGUGUCAUGAUUUUUCUGGACCUACAUUUGGUUUUGAGUUUGUUGAUUACCAAUCUAUUAUCUCAUUAGUCCAUCCUGAAAACAUUGCUAUCGAUGUUAUUGGAUUAGUGGUUGCAUUUGAUGCAAACGGUUUGCAAUUAAGUAUCAAUUUGUGGGGUGAUUUUGCUUACAAGAUGCAACACUUUCUUGAUAACAAUCCACACAAUCUUCGUAUCAUUGUUAUCCUUCAAUUUGCAAAACUUAGUAUUUGGAGAGAUCGUCCAACAGUUAACACCUACUUUUCCGUGUCAAAGCUGUUCAUUAACACAGACAUUGAUGAAAUCAAUGUUUUUAAGAAAAGUUUGGAUGGAGAUGAUCGCCCUGAUUCAUCCACAAAUACAUUGACAUGUAUAAAGUCUAAUAAAGUUUCCGAACAUGAUGAUUUCAUGGUUAACUUUCAGUUGAAGACAAUUUCUGAGAUUUCUGAACCCUUGGAGAAAAAUACAUUCAUUAUCGUGGGUACUAUAAAGGGAAUUUUACAAAAUGAAAAUUGGCAUUAUCUAGCAUGUACAAGUUGCAACUACAAAGCAUUUCGUCCUCCUGGUGCAAACGAUCAACCUAAUGCUGAUGGGGUUUUUAUUGGUUAUGAAUGUCAUAAUAAGGACUGCACAAAAACUGAAACUUCAGUUAUUCCCAGAUUAUUAAUUUCCUACUUAAUCAAUAAUACUAGUACCGUUACCUUAACCAUGUUUGAAAGGGAUGGAAAGUAUCUUUUGAAGAAAUCAGCCAAGGAUCUGUUUAAUAAAACAUUACAGCUUGGUUUUAGUACUACUUUCUAUCCUGGAGAGAUAAAUGCACUUAAAGGUUUGAAAUUGGCGUUUAAAAUAACAAUCAAACACUUCAACGUCUCAAAAAGGAACAACCAAUAUAGUAUAUGUAGAGUCAGCGAUGAUGAAAAGUUGAUUGAAGAACUUGAAAAUAAGUUUACCGUUUCACAGAUUGGUACUUCACAAUCCUUUGAUAUUGCCGAAGCAGAUUUUGAAUCACAGGAGAAUCGGAUUUUGAAGGAUGCAAUUUCUAGGACAGACGACAACAUAACACCUGAAACUGUUGAUAAAAACUCAGCAACAAGUCCCAUGAAGAGUUUGAAUACACCAACAAUUUUGAAGAGAAAUUUGGAAGAAGUCUUUGAUUUGGAGAUGAAUGAAAAGUUAUCAUCAACGAAAACUCCAAAAAUUUCAUUGGAAGGAGGCAAUAAUCAGAUUGUGAAGGUUAAGUUGGAAAAAAGUGGUUGAGUUUUUAUUUUAAUGCGAAGUUUCAUAAGGUAGUGAUGAUUUUAAAACAGUGAUUUUGCAUUUUAUCUAGUGA
Molecule: messenger RNA, 1735 nt
Organism: Lactuca saligna
Lineage: Eukaryota; Viridiplantae; Streptophyta; Magnoliopsida; Asterales; Asteraceae
Source: the annotation of a GenBank genome assembly